Molecule: messenger RNA, 950 nt
Organism: Cryptomeria japonica (Japanese cedar)
Lineage: Eukaryota; Viridiplantae; Streptophyta; Pinopsida; Cupressales; Cupressaceae
Exons: 1
Coding region: 138-644 (168 amino acids)
Cellular component (GO): oligosaccharyltransferase complex
Source: RefSeq, a predicted model, not a curated record
UCUUUCCUAAUUUUGUAAAUCGAUAAAAAACCCCAUAAUAACUUCCAUUCCCAGGAUUAGUCAAGGGAACACAAAGGUCAUCUGCCUUCGAUCCUUCCUUACUGGUGCCCGCGGGCUCUCUGCAAACGAUCUGAAAAAUGUCCAGCAAGAUUCAAACACCCGCAUCUCCAGAUCCCUCAUUUUCUUCGAUGGAUCCAAUCCUCCUCCUCUUGCAGCUCCCAUACACAGCCCUGAGAGUCCCGCGCAUGCGCCUGAAGCUGCCCUCACUAUCUCUGCCCUCGCCCAUGGUGGUGUUUGCCCUUAUAUUGAUCACUUAUUUCCUGGUGGUGUCAGGUUUCAUCUACGAUGUCAUAGUGGAACCGCCUGGCAUCGGCAGCACGCAGGAUCCAGUCACGGGGACUGUUAAACCGGUGGUGUUUCUUUCAGGGAGAGUAAACGGGCAAUACAUUAUUGAAGGGCUUUCAUCGGGGUUUAUGUUCGUGCUGGGUGGUGUGGGGGUUAUUUUGCUGGAUUUAGCGCUGGACAAGCACAGGGCAAGGAACGUUAGGAUUUCUUUUGCCGCGGCUGGGGUUUCGUCCGUGGCGAUUGCGUACAUCAUGAGCAUGCUCUUCGUUCGCAUCAAAAUUCCUGGUUAUAUGCGUUGAUUAGGGCAUCCGACCCUUGAUUGAGGUAAAGGUUUUGCAUCGAGCUAGGGUUUAGUUUAUAACAAUGGCCAGUACAAUAAUGUCGAUGCCCUUAGGAAGAAAUUUGCACUUUUCUCAAGUUCGGGAAAAUUCUUUUUAGUUCUGUGGUUUGAUUAAAUAUAUGAACAUGGAUUUCCCGAUCUUAACUAAGCUAGUUUUUUUUGGUCAAAGAGAAAUUAUGUACAGUGAGAAAAUUUGCUAGCAAAUAGUUUUGUUGUUUUUAUCAAGAAAUUUACACUUUUUUUUAAGUGUGAGUGAUGUUUUCUA